AUGGCCCCGGACUACAAACACGGAGACGCGCCGAAAAAGGCCAUGGUCCGCGGAACUAUAAGCUACCUCGAGUCGCAGGGGCUGCCGGUCAACAAGUCGGCCAUAUUCAGACACUUCGAGCUGUCGCGGUCCCAGGGGUACGCGGCGCUCAGCGGGCCGGCGUCGAGGCGCAACGACCCCGAGUGGGAGGAGACGCGCGGGCGGCCCGGCAAAGUGUCGGACGGGGACCAGCAGAAGAUGGAGAGCAUCCUCUGGGACGAGGCGUACGAGGACGUGUACCUCAACUGGGCGGGGCUGGCGAGGCACGCGGGCGUGGAGAUGGGCUGCAACCCGAGGACGAUGCACAGGACCAUGGGCACGCUGGGGUACAGGCGGUGCCUGGGGUGCGGGAGGGCGUGGGUGAGCAGGAGGUGCCGCGAGCGGCGCGUCGAGUGGGCGCGCAAGAUGCUGGACGCGUUUGCGGGCGCCGGGACGGCGUGGAGGACGGUGCGGUUCGGGUGCGAGCUGCACUUUGGCUUCGGGCUCGACGGCGCCAUGAGGGUCGUGCCCCGGCCCGGGGAGAAGCACUGCCCGGGCUGCGAGGGCGGCGGCGGCGGCGGCGGCGGCGACGACGGCGCGGACGGCCCCCGGGUCCGGUGGACGAGGGACGUCAAGAGGGUGCACGCCUGGGCGUGCGUGGGCCACGACUUCAAGAGCGACCUCGUCUUCUACCACGACUCGACGAGCCCCAACUCGUCGGGCGCCAUGACCAUGGCCGCCUACCACGACAAGGUGCUCGAGAGGCACGUCAAGCCGUGGCUGCAGCCGGCCAUGGGCGGCCCGCAGUCCUUCAUCCUCGAGGAGGACACCGAGUCCUUUGCCCACGGGGCGCUGAGCAAGGUGAACAUGGUGCGGCAGUGGAAGGAGCUCAACGGGCUGCGGAGCCACUUCAACUGCGGCGACAGCCCCGACCUGAGCCCUCUCGACUCCGUCUGGCCGCCCGGCAAGCGCUGGAAGGUGAAGCCGUUGAGGGACUGGGACGAGGCUUCGCUCAGGGACGCGGCCCGCGACGCGUGGAGGCACGUGGUCCUCGACCAGGAGAGGGUGAAUGUCUGGGUGGACCUCAUGCCGGCGAGGCUGAGGGCUGUUGUAGACAGCGGCGGCAAGCUGGCGCCGUGGUAG
Messenger RNA from Metarhizium album ARSEF 1941, 1161 nucleotides. Its product is annotated as HMG box protein. Gene Ontology annotation, molecular function: nucleic acid binding. Lineage: Eukaryota; Fungi; Ascomycota; Sordariomycetes; Hypocreales; Clavicipitaceae. Bases 1 to 1161 code for a protein of 386 amino acids. The transcript has a single exon. The record is from RefSeq and is a predicted model, not a curated record.